Messenger RNA from Anguilla anguilla (European eel), 2847 nucleotides. Its product is annotated as bucky ball-like. Lineage: Eukaryota; Metazoa; Chordata; Actinopteri; Anguilliformes; Anguillidae. Bases 170 to 2287 code for a protein of 705 amino acids. The transcript is spliced from 7 exons. The record is from RefSeq and is a predicted model, not a curated record.
AUUGACUGGAGUGGCUCACCGCCGAAAGAGUUUAAUUUUGCUCUUUGUGUUUGGGGUGCACUGUCUGUUUUGCGGACACACUUCGUAUUAUCACGUACACAUUUCAGUGUUUUGCGGUGUAUAGUAUCUCGUGCCCUGUACGUCUUUGUAUCCCGAAACGCGACAGGAAAUGGAAGACACGAGCAUUCCUCCUCACUCUACGGGAAAUGGGCAACCACACCAAAAUCCAGUUAAUCACACAAGGCCGUUUUUCUACGUUCAUCCACCUAAUCAGCAGUUUUACUACCACCACUGGCAAUUUACUAACCCGUAUGGGCACUAUGGCGCCAUUCCGGGAACAGGUGUUCCUUUUGGGCGGCCAUACGUUGCUCCCUAUCCUUACAUGACAUGUCCUGGCUACAUCAUGCCGCACGCUCCGAUGCGGCCCAUGGAUUACAGGAGAAUGUUUAACCCAAACACGUCGCCUGGCACGGCCUGCGAUGUUCGCUUCCACCCGCAGGCCCGCGCGUGUCGGGAGACGACCACCUCGGAGACGCAGACCGAGGCCAGGGACGCCGUGAGCAAGCUGAUGGUGCGGCUGGGCGGGCUCCGGGCGAGCGAGGAGGCCUCGGAGGAGAACGAGCAGGAUUCCGGGGUGGUGUCCCAGACCUCCGACAUGUUCCUGCAUUCCGGGCAGGGCCCGUCCCGCGAGGAACAGAGGGAGGACCCCGAGGCGGAGGUGUGUCCGGCUGCGGAAGCCACGCUGCGGGGCGAGCUGUCACCCCCGGCCGCCACACCACGCGGACUGUCGACCGUGACCCGGCAUGUUGCGGGUUCGAGCCCGGGCCAUGUGGAGGAGGUGAUCCGGCAGGGGGUCUGGUCUGUGGGGGUUGAUGAUGGGGUCCUACCUCUCGACAGCUCCUCCCAAUAUGAGGAGAGCGAAGGGGAGCCAAUGCCGGAUGAGUCCGUUAGUUUCCCCGCCCCCGAGAAGCAGCACCUAGCCACAGCCUGGUCCAACUGUCCCAAGAGCGACCAUGAAGAAAACAAAGGAAAUGGUGCAGCUGGAACCCAGCCUGUUUGCAAACCAGGAGGCCCACAGGCCUGUGGGGAAGUGACACCAGAAAGGCUGCCAUCAACCCACCCGGCCAAAGAUUCGGAGCCAAGAGGGAACGUUCCCUCACCUGAGAAGGCAGGUGUGACAGGCGUUCAGGAAGAGCCCGUCCUGAACACAGAGAACCUGCCGUACCGGAUCCUGCGUCUGCCGUGCGACGAGGUGACGACGGCGGGAGUGCUUCCGAGGGACGGCCCCCUGUGGCCCGGAGACGCCACGCCCUGCGCAGCCGCUGCGCUCCCUCGGGCCGGUUACCUGCCAUCGCUCGGAGACGGCUUCCUCUACAGCUACUACCCCCCUGUGGCUCCAGAGCGACAGAGCGUCCUCAGCCCCUCCCUGGACGAGCUGUCCUCCAGGGACGACAUGUUCUCCACGGACCUCGAGGACGUGGAGUCCGUCUCGGGGACAGCCUACGUCGGUGAGGGGGUGUCUGCCCAGGCGGCUGCGGGGGCUUCGGACCCCGGGGACGAAGACGAGGGGGGCCGGUGGGAGGAAGAGGAACGCCCCGCUCGUGAAACGAGGCUGUGUGUCGCUUGCGGGUCGUGCCUGAAUGGAGACUCCAGGAGGGGCAAAUCCAUGGGGAUGGGAACAUGGGCCUAUCCACAAAAUGACAAAGAGGUGGUUGAAGAAGACGAGGUAGAUGACGGAGACUGCGAUGGUUACGACGAUGAAGAUGACUUGCCGAAAGACGCUUGUGAGAGCUGGGAGGUGCCCGUCAGGAAGCUGCAUUGUCCUGUAAGGCACACGCAGUCCUCUUGCGUCCCAUGGCAGAAGCUAAAAAAUGCCUACAGCUGUGAACCAUUAGACCCGAGCGGUCUGGAGGAGCAGGAACAGAGCUACCCCAGAGGGCCACCGUGCUGUGAAGGGUACAAGGCUCCCACUAAACCAGACAAGUGCAAAGGGCCGAAUCUGAAUGGUACUCAGUCCAGGCCUCACUCAGACAAACCACAGGGAGGGGACAGAGUUGCCACAGGCCAGGAAAAUUGGGAGAGUUGUGGCAUCAAACCAAGACAAAAGUUCUGGAAACCAUAUCCCUCAUCAAGAGGGCGAGUGAGGCCCGCGCGCAGACGGGGGGGCUACAAGACGUUCGUGCCUCAGAGGUUCAGGAGGGACUACGAGGACGAGGAGGAGGAGGAGGAAUUAACGCGCUUCCAGAGGGGCAGAGGGUCCACUAAAAGAAGAGGCGCAAGAUACUAACCUAAAAAUUGCACUGCCUUAAUACUUAAAAAAACAUAUCUAAAAAAAAAAAAAAGCACUCUCUAUGAAAUUAACACAAAGCACAUUAUAAUAAAUGGACACACAUUGUUAGUUUUUGUACAGUGUUUGUGUAAAAAUAUAUUAAAAGAUACCAAGGCGGAUGGAACACCCCGUUACACGCUGCUCUUCCACUGCUUGACUGAAGCCGUGUUGGACUGCACGUCCGACCCGAUUAACCGCCCGGUGCCAUUUCUCUCCGGGUCACGCCCUGACGUACGCCCACCUGGCCCCGCCCGCUUGGGCCUGGGUCACGGAUCUUAGCGGCGCCAGGACGUGGCCUGCGGACGCCGAAGCCCGGGCGGGGGCUGUGUUCUCGGGCAGUGCAAGUGCAGCUGGAGGGAGGGGGCCGCUUCGAUUGGCUCUGGCCAGCCAGCCGGAGUCUGAAGUGUCUCGUUUUUAUUAUGGUGCAGAUCUUUUAAACACCGCAGUGUAAUAUUUGACAUGGAUGAGUAGCGCACACCUGCACAGUGUUGUCAUUAAAAUCUUUGCAUUGCAAUUAA